CCCAGCUGCGAUCCCAGGAAGCAGCAGAGCUGCUGGCUGAGAAAGCCCAGAUUGCAGAGGAAGAGGCCAAGCUGCUGGCCCAGAACGCUGCAGAGGCCGAGCAGGAGCGCCAGAGGCUGGAGAUCACAGCCCUGAAGAGCAAGGAGGAGAAGCGGCUGAUGGAGCAGAAGAUGCGGGAGGCGGAGCUGAUCGCCGUGAAGCUGGUGAAGGAGUCGGACAGGAGAGCCAAGGAAGCAGAGCACCUGAAGCAAGACCUGCACGAAGCCCGCGAGGCCGAACGCAAAGCCAAGCAGAAGCUCUCAGACAUAACCAGGCUUAAUUAUCCUCACAUGGCCAAGUACCCCCAGUACUCCCCAGGUGACAGCAGAGAUGCCAACUUUGACAAGGGCUCCAUCAAGCUGGAUUUGAAGGACAUCGACCUCAAGAGACUCUCCUUUGAGAUAGAGAGAGAGAGGCUGGACUACUUAGAAAACAGCAGGAAAUUCGAAGAUCGGCUGAAAGAACUGAAAUCUGAAAUUCAUGCUCUGAAGCUGGAGGAAAAACAGGCUGGGCUUUACAGUCACUGGAAUGAAGUCCUGGGCUCCUUGGAUCGCUCCUUGGGAAGU
Molecule: messenger RNA, 605 nt
Organism: Zonotrichia albicollis (white-throated sparrow)
Lineage: Eukaryota; Metazoa; Chordata; Aves; Passeriformes; Passerellidae
Source: RefSeq, a predicted model, not a curated record